AUGCAGAACCCAACAAUCGAACUCCUUGAGAUUUUGGAAGACCCUGUUGUGGAUGUACAGCAUCUGAGGCUGUACGUCUACAAAAACGGCGUUCCUAACAACAACAAACUUCGUUCAAAAGUGUGGAAACUGUUACUCCGCUAUUACUCACCAGACCAAAGGACUUGGGUCAACACCGACCAAUCAUUUAUUAAGUUAUAUCGCAAACAAAGAUCGUUGUUUUACGAUACAGUAAAGGUCAGGUCGAACAGUCAAGACGUCUCCCCAGGGACAACACCAAAGUCUGAAGAACUUAUGAUGUCUCGGAUCAUCCGCACCGCCCAACAGUCCCAGACAAAGCUUCGAGAGAGUGAGGAGGGGCAAAUCGAAUUAGACGCUGAGAAACGAGACUCCCCCAAAUUGGAGAACAGAACAAUUAACACCAACCCAACAAAAGACGAGGAGGAGUUCAUAUUUAGGGACAAAAAGCUUGCAAAGAUCAUUGACAAAGACUUAGCAAGAACAAACGAUGGCGAGAAGAAAGCGAAGUACAACCCUGUUUUAAAGCGGAUUCUCAACAUCAUGAGUAACAUGCCAGGGGGUAUUCCUUAUGUACAAGGGCUCAAUGUCAUUGCAAAUGUGUUUUAUCACGUUUUUAUUGAUGCGUCGGACUCGUGUAGUGAGGAAUUAGCAGAAGUCUCUACAUUUUUCUGUAUGAGCAUGCUACUCUCGAAUAUCAGAGAUUGGUUUGAUCCUUCUUACGAUCUCAAACCAACUGGAAUUAGAGCGUCGAUGGGAAGAGUCAUGUGGUGCGUCAAACAGAAAAACAGUCGGUUGGCAGACACUGUGAACAAAAUGAUUGACCCGACGUUUUAUUUGUUCAGGUGGUUAUCACUUCUUGGAGCACUCGAAUUACCUAUGGAAGUCACCAUGCAGAUGUGGGAUCGGAUGUUUGUGGAAGUGCGAGGAAUGAGGUAUUUAAUUGCGUUUUUAGCUGCGAUGAUUCUUGAAGUAGAGUGCUCUGUGGGGAGGUUUGAAGACACGCUGAAGUUAUUACAGAACUAUCCAAUUAAAGACUUUGAGAGACUCCAUACCACAACUUGUCUAUUACUUCGUGAUGUGUUCCGAAUUAACCCAGCCAAAGUCGAUUGGAAUGAAAAGCCAGUUGGCUGUGUGCAAGGAAUGGAUAUUCCAGAACACAAGAAGGAAAGCUCUACGUUGGACACACCUCUUUUAAAGUUCUUUAAAGGGUUCAAAUAA
This is a messenger RNA of Entamoeba invadens IP1, 1239 nucleotides long. RefSeq lists its product as hypothetical. The transcript has a single exon. Gene Ontology annotation, biological process: intracellular protein transport; activation of GTPase activity. The coding region runs from base 1 to 1239 and encodes 412 amino acids. NCBI's taxonomy places the organism in Eukaryota, Evosea, Mastigamoebida, Endamoebidae. Gene Ontology annotation, molecular function: GTPase activator activity. The record is from RefSeq and is a predicted model, not a curated record.